GGGAAAAACAACAUCUGAGCGGUCACGUACUUUGCAGCAGGGUGUUUGUGGAGGAAGCAGUUGCUGGUAAAUUCAAAUCUUCAGUGGAUUCGGGAGGAGGCUCAGUCGCUUUCAACUUGAGCGGGAGGUAAACGUGUUGGAAGGAAGGGGUCGCCAAAUAGGAACCACAUCAACGAGUGAGAAAGGAAAGCAAGCGAAACCUGUGAGCAAGAGAAAACUCGGACUGAGAGGAGCGAAAGGAGAAACAGAGGAGUUUUCAUCUCGAGGCCAAACGUCUGUCUGUGUGCACGAUGGUGUCUUUUGGACUGGAAGUGGUCGGUUGCGUUCUCUCAGUGCUCGGCUGGAUGCUGUGCAUAGUCAGCUGUGCUCUGCCAAUGUGGAGGGUCUCCGCCUUCAUUGGCGCCAACAUCGUCACGGCGCAGGUGUACUGGGAGGGCCUGUGGAUGAGCUGCGUGUUCCAGAGCACGGGGCAGAUGCAGUGUAAGGUCUAUGACUCCAUGCUGGCUCUACCCCAGGACUUGCAGGCGGCCAGGGCGCUCACCAUCGUCUCCAUCAUCGUGGGUAUGGUGGCCCUGCUCAUCUCCCUCGUCGGAGCAAAGUGUACCACCUGCAUCGAAGACGAGGGCGCUAAGGCCAAGGUGAUGGCUUCCGCCGGGGGGGCCUUCAUCGUUGCAGCUCUGGCCCAGCUCGUGCCAGUCUCCUGGUCGGCACACACCAUUGUGAUCGAGUUCUACAGUCCGCUCAUCCCGUCUGGACAGAAGAUGGAGAUCGGGGCAGCGCUGUAUCUGGGCAACAUGUCGAUGGGCCUGGAGAUUGUGGGCAUCGCCCUCGGCGUCAUUGGAUUUAUCAUCGCCAUAGUGACCUGUGCCAUGCCAAUGUGGAAGGUGUCGGCCUUCAUCGGAGCCAACAUCAUCACCGCUCAAACCAUCUGGGAGGGCUUGUGGAUGAACUGUGUCACCCAGAGCACGGGCCAGAUGCAGUGCAAGAUCUACGACUCCAUGCUGGCCUUGCCCUCAGAGCUCCAGGCCUCCAGAGCCAUGACCAUCAUCUCCAUCAUACUCGGCGUGCUGGGAGUCAUGAUCUCCAUCGUUGGCGCAAAGUGUACAAAUUGCAUCGAAGACGAGGCAUCCAAGGCCAAAGUGAUGAUCAUCUCUGGAAUCUUCUUCCUCCUCGCCGGUCUUCUGGUCCUCAUCCCUGUCUCCUGGACGGCCAGCGUCAUCGUCAGGGAUUUCUACAACCCCCUCGUAAUCAUAUCACAGAGGAGAGAGAUAGGGGCUGCACUCUACAUCGGCUGGGGAGCGGCUGUGCUGCUCAUAAUUGGUGGAGCGCUGCUGUGCAAAAGUUGCCCACCGAAAGAGAAGAAGUACCAGCCGCCAAGGAUGGCGUACUCUGCCCCGCGCACCACCACCAGCGCAGGGUAUGACAGGAAAGACUAUGUUUGAUUCCUAAGGGGAAUUAGGAUUGAAUGCAAAUGUCUGUUGUGUGUGUACAGUAUGUGUGUGUGUGUGUGUGUUGACUUAUACCACAGGGCGAACGCCUUGAAAAGACUCCGAGAUGAAGAUACGUGUAGAUACGUGUAGUUUUCUUUUUUUUACCGGCGUGUACAGCGUAUAUGUUCUUUACUCUUCUCUGCUGUAUUCCAGCAGCUGUCAUGUCUCCUCUAACAUGCUUUCAACUGCCAGCAUGUGAACUUUUCUUAUUCCUUUGAUAUGUUUAACUCCCACAGAGUAAUAUUUAUACGAGAGAAACUUGUGUGUGUGAGUGAGUGUGUGUCGUUGGGGGCGGCAGGUGUUGUGUUUCACUGAAACCUUCAGUUUAAACACACCGCGUGUCAUUCGCUAACAAUGGCAACGAGGAAGUGCCGGCUCUCGUUUUUCAUGGAUUUGCUUAUGGGAUUGUUUAGUUUGUGUGUGUAUGUGUGUGUGCGUGCGCACAGGUGUGUGUGUGUGUGUUUUGCAUGGUGAUAUUUGCGUAGGUGAGUUUCUGCUGAGACUGAAACUAAAGAUGAGUCCAUGGCCCAAGGUAAUGACAUUAUCAUCUUCCACAAAGAGACUUUUUUUCACUUGUCAAGCAGUGUCUGACUUGUAUAUAGUCGUAUGUGUAUUUUUAAUUGUCAUUUUUUUCUCCAUAUUAUUCCAGUGUGCAUCUGUGAUUGAAAUAUUUGUCAUUAUUAUAUAUUAUAUGUCAUUUUGUGUCAAUUGUGCAUCAUUUCGAAACAUUUUCUUUGUUAUUUACUUGUACAGGCGUCUAUAUUUUCACACAAAGGAUGAUUUGUGUGUGUGUGAGAGAGAGCGAAAGACCCUGAGGGAACAUGAACAUAGCUGUUCAGCUACAGUAGGAUGUGUUUCCAGAUCAGCAGGAUGUGCUUUUUUUUGCGUGUGCAUAAAACAAAUAUUCCACAAAUCCAUUUCAAAUGUUUUCAUAGCAGAUGUUGUGUGUGUGCGCGAUGUAGCGUUUUGCUCUGGUGUUUCUCAAACACUGUUCCAAGAGCAAUUAUAAGUUUUAUAGUUGUGUUUGAAUUUCAAAUAUGUUCAAAGAUUUCAAUAAAAAAAAAUGUUUUUAAAAGA
Messenger RNA from Solea solea (common sole), 2567 nucleotides. RefSeq names its product claudin-4-like. NCBI's taxonomy places the organism in Eukaryota, Metazoa, Chordata, Actinopteri, Pleuronectiformes, Soleidae. Bases 291 to 1442 code for a protein of 383 amino acids. Gene Ontology annotation, molecular function: structural molecule activity. The record is from RefSeq and is a predicted model, not a curated record. The transcript is spliced from 2 exons. Gene Ontology annotation, biological process: cell adhesion; bicellular tight junction assembly. Gene Ontology annotation, cellular component: bicellular tight junction; plasma membrane.